AUGUCCACCCGCAAGGUUUCGUCUCGGUCAACAACAUUAGCUUGUUCAAAACGGUGUAGAUUUUCGGUUGAUCAUCGGAGAUGUCGUCAUCGCAAGCGAGGAGAAACAUCGGAGCGGAGACCAAGACCGGAUAAAGUGACGCAUUUUCACCUUCGGGAACGAUUUGUCGGGAAGAUGCCGGUGAGGGAUUCGUCGAUUCUUUUAAUGAGGAAUUUUUAA
Messenger RNA from Arabis nemorensis, 219 nucleotides. The record is from the annotation of a GenBank genome assembly. Lineage: Eukaryota; Viridiplantae; Streptophyta; Magnoliopsida; Brassicales; Brassicaceae.